AUGACCUUCAGACACGCUGCGUUUUCAAUUUCAAGGUUGCCCGAAAAACCUAAAAUUUCGUUUCAAAUUGCGCAAAAAAAUACUUUCCAUUCCAUUUUUGUUUGGUCAGUUUUUUUUUUUGUCGGUUCAGUUUUGGUCUCCCUGUUCUCUAAUUCUCAUUCUUUAAGCUUCUAUUUUUACAAUUUUUUUUUUCAGUUUUUGCAAUGUUGGCUAGAAGAAUGCAACGGGAUAAUUCUAAGAAAAGAGAAACGCGCUCUGCCCAAACGGCUCAGUGAAUUAAUCACUCGGACUACGCCUGCUGAACAGACCCGAAUCAUUCUUCCAGAGGGUGUUUUUGAAAGAAGUGAUCUUCUACACUGCAAUAUGUUUAUUGAGGGGCUUCCGCCAAGCGUGUUUUUUGGAAGCGGAUUCGGACAUAGGUCUAGCCUAGCAAGAGCAGCUGCAGCGAAAGAUCUUGUAGAUAAGUGUUUCCAAGUCGGGUUGAUAUCUGAAGCGCUGCAUACCUCCAUCGGAAACCAUCCGCACUUCGAAAAGAGCGAUCUUCCAAGAAGGGCGUAUGACUUGGCAGUGGACGCUUUUGUUGAUCUAGAUGCUAAAAUAUCUUCAGGAAGAUGGCCUUGGGAUCUCAAUACAGCAAAAGAAUUAGAACCCGAAACCCUUGACAGAUUGAAGGCGGUUUUCAAUUCGGUAGUGCAAGACAUCUAUUUCCCGAGAGUACAUGAUCGCCCUCGAGAUGAAUUCAUGCACCCUCCGAUGCCACCCAAUGGAAGCGCGGCAGCCAACUUUGCCGUCAAUCAUCACGAGAGGUCGGAAUUCUGUGGCCGUUGUAGGCUGUAUGGUCAUUCCGAGAGGUACUGCAACGAAAGUAGAGGACAUGGUCGAGAUUGGGAUGAGGCUACAUCUCCAGGACUAAUGCCAGGCUUGAGGGCAACGCAUUAUGAGGAACAAAGAUUCCCCAAAUCAGAAUAUGAUCGUCGCCCUACUGCAGACAAAGAUGCAUUUCAUUACACUUCUGAUGAGAUGGAACAGAAAAUAGCCCGGCAGCGGGAGGAGCUGCUUCACCAAGAAAUGGCGCUACGACGGGCAGGAGCAGCAGAUAACUGGUCCACUGGUAGUGCUGCUUUUCAACCAUCUCUUGCACAAACACAACCUUCAAUGGCGUUGAAGCCUCUUAUGCCGCCACUUGGUGAUCGAUUAAAUCACGGUCCGAUUGAGCCUUUCAUAAAUAACAUACCGUCAUCUACAGAUAGGUUGCGGUUAGAACAGCAUUUCCGAGCUUCCCAUGAGGAGGAGCUGCGAGCGAAGCUAGAGGCCAAAGCGCAAAAAUUGGAAGAGGAAAAACGGCUGAGACAGAUCGAAGAAGAGUUAGAGCGUAGAAUGCAAAGGGAGUUGGAAGAAAAGAAGAGAAUAAUGGAAGAUGAAAUUCGUAAGCAAGUCCAAUUUGAAGAACGAGCUAGACUGCAAGUGGAGCUUGCGCGAACACAGAUCGAAGCUCCUCCGCCACACGCGCAUACAUUUUCUGCAUUUCCGGCGUUGAGCCAGUUCAAUUCUUCAUAUGUGCCGGCAUCGUUUUCUUCCUCCUUAGCGCCCUCGUCAGUUUUGCCUGACAGUGAUGGAGUUAAAUGUGCAGCCUAUACCUCAGCACCGGAUUUCGAAAUGGAAGAAAUUAAACAUCUCAUUAGGGAAAUAGAGGACAAACUAGCUGAACUACAACGCAACUGCCGUGAAGCUGAAUUAUCAUCUAUAUUCCAGUCUCGAGCCUUUCGAAUGAUAGGGGAACUCGGCAACAAUGCCCACUUGUUGGAUCGUAAUCAGAAGCAGAUGCUCUUAUGUGAAUUGAAGGAACUACUAAGUCAAGCUGGAUCAGAUGCAGCUGACCACAAAAGAAGAGAAAGAGGUCGUGGCAGAAGCAGAGAUCGGGCGGCAGGACAAAGGGAUAGCCGGGACCGCCGCCGCUCCUCUCAUCGGUCGCGAUCGAGAUCGUCCAGAACUCGUGAUACUUACAAGCAUAGAAGGGGCGAAAGUUCUCCCGAAGAAAUCAAAGUCCAAGUUGGCGACAUCACGUUGCGAAAACUAUCGUUGACUGAACAGCGCCGUUUGAAAGUAGGAGAGGUAGUUGUCUCCCAGGACAUGAAGACAGGAAAAUGGAUCACUUCUCGUCUUGCUAAGGUGUCGGGAAACAGAGCCACUUUAUGUGUUGGCAAUACAACAUGGAAAAGAAAUCUCGAUGAACUGUUCAAGGAAGUUCGUGAGAAGUCGUAUUGA
Molecule: messenger RNA, 2265 nt
Organism: Haemonchus placei
Lineage: Eukaryota; Metazoa; Nematoda; Chromadorea; Rhabditida; Trichostrongylidae
Source: the annotation of a GenBank genome assembly